AACGCCAUAGUAUCUGUUAAGGAGCUGUGUGGACUCCCUCCGAUUGCCAGUCUGAAGCAGUGCCUGUUAACCCUGUCCUCUCGUCUCAUCACCAGUGACAGUGCCCCUUCCGUGUCUCUUGUGAUGAAGGACAGCUUUCCUUACCUGGAGCCUCUGGGUGCCCUGCCAGACGUGCAGAAGAAGAUGCUGGCCGCAUACGACCUGAUGAUUCAAGAGAGCCGGGUCGUCAUAGAAACGGCAGACACCGUCCAGGAAAAGAUUGUCCAGUGUCAGAAAGCAGGGAUGGAGUUCCACGAAGAACUUCAUAAUCUGGGGGCCAAGGAAGGCUUGAAAGGAAGGAAACUCAACAAGGCCAUCGAGAGCUUCGCUUGGAACAUUACUGUGCUGAAGGGACAAGGAGACUUGCUGAAGAAUGCCAAGAACGAGGCUAUAGAGAACAUGAAGCAGAUCCAGCUGGCCUGUUUGUCCUGUGGCCUGAGUAAAGGCCCUGGCGCUGGCCCCGAGGCCAAGGGCAAGCGCAGCCUGGAAGCCAUAGAGGAGAAGGAGAGCGGCGAGGAGAACGGGAAGCUGUGACCGAGGCCGGGCGCAUGCGCACCACAAGGACUCCGCUGUCUCAUUCUUGCCUUUUCGUUUUGUUUUUACGUUCUUCAGACGUUCACAGAGAUGAUGCCCUCCAUGGGGUGCUGUACAUAAACAUAUAUUUUCACAGUGCCAGCAUUUUUCUGUAGUUAAUUUAUCUAAGCUAAAAUUGUUCGUAGCACUGUUGUAAACGCUGAGCUGUAUGAGUAGACCCGUGUGUGUGGCUGCCUGUGUGCACGUGAGUGUGUGCGCGCGUGUGUGUGCACGUGAGUGUGUGCGUGCUUACGUGCGUGUGUGUGAGUAUAUCUAUGUGUGACUGUCUGCGCAUGUGCACAUGCGUGC
Molecule: messenger RNA, 921 nt
Organism: Microtus oregoni (creeping vole)
Lineage: Eukaryota; Metazoa; Chordata; Mammalia; Rodentia; Cricetidae
Product: inactive phospholipase C-like protein 1
Exons: 4
Source: RefSeq, a predicted model, not a curated record